This is a messenger RNA of Anolis carolinensis (green anole), 2487 nucleotides long. It is a transcript of the gene lcmt2, whose product is annotated as leucine carboxyl methyltransferase 2. Gene Ontology annotation, biological process: tRNA methylation; wybutosine biosynthetic process. The transcript is spliced from 14 exons. Lineage: Eukaryota; Metazoa; Chordata; Lepidosauria; Squamata; Anolidae. Gene Ontology annotation, molecular function: tRNA methyltransferase activity; protein binding. The record is from RefSeq and is a predicted model, not a curated record. The coding region runs from base 106 to 2169 and encodes 687 amino acids.
GCCCUUUCGGCUGGCUUCCGGUCCCGACCGGAAGUUUCCUUCGUGACUGACAAAGCGGCCGGGAGGCGAGGUUGCCGGGCAACGCUGGAGCUGGAGGCCGAAGCGAUGGGCCGCUCUUCCGCGGUCCGCGGCACCGGAAGCAGCAGCGCCAACAGCAAGCGUUCUGCGGCUGCGCGGGGCUACCGAGCGGAUCGCUUCGUUGAGCUGCUGGCGCCCCCUGGCGGGAGAGGCCCGCGGCGCGCCCCUGCCAUCCACCGAGGCUAUCAUGUCCGCGCCUGCGCAGUCGAGCACUGCCUCCGGGGAUUCCUGCGCCGCAGCGAGCGCCUCCCGCUCAGGCAGGUGCUCUCCCUGGGGGCAGGCAUGGACUCGCUCUUCUUCUGGGCCAAGGACGAGGGGCUCCUGGGCCGGACCCUGUUCUUCGAGGUGGACUUCCCGGAGGUCAUGGCCCACAAAGCGGCCCUGGUGUCCCAGACGGAGGGCCUGGCUGCCGUGGCUGGACGCAGCGCUUCUGCGCAGCACUCGGGGGCCAUUAAGUUUUGGGGAGAGGACUACCGGCUUCUGGGGGCCGACCUUGCGGAGCUGCCGCGGCUGGAGGAGGCGUUGCUGGAGGGCGGCCUGGACCCCGGAGCCCCGACGCUGAUCCUGGCGGAGGUUGUGCUCACCUACAUGGAGACAGAGAGGUCCGACGCCUUGAUCCGCUGGGCGGGCGGCUUCUUCCCUCGGGCCUGGUUCGUCCUGUACGAGCAGAUCCACCCCGGGGACCCUUUCGGCCACGUCAUGCAGCAGCACUUCCGCCGGCUGCGGUCCCCGCUCCGCUCCCUUGACCGCUACACGGACUGCGAGGCCCAGCGGCUGCGCUUCCUCCAGAGGGGCUGGAUGGAGUGCAGCGCCAUCGACAUGAACGAGUUCUAUCAUCGCUUUGUCCCUGGAGAGGAGCAGGAGAGGAUCCACGCCCUGGAGCCCUUUGAUGAAUUUGAGGAGUGGCACCUGAAAUGCUCCCAUUACUUCAUCCUUGUGGCCUCCAAGGGAGAGUCCCUCGCUCCGGCUUCUGUUUUGUCUGGCCGGGAAGCCCUUCCUCCUUCCCGGGAGCCUGCCUUUGCUGGGACGGUCUCUGCCUCGGUCAUCGCAACGGAAGCAGGAGCCUCCAGCUUGAGGCGCUUUGGCCAUCGCUCGGUGCUCCUCGCUCCGCAGACGGUCCUGACCGCGGGGGGCUUUGGGGACCAGGAGGGGCGCCACUGUCGCCUGACGCAGUUGCACCUGCUGAGGAGGAGGAGGAGGAGGAGGAGGAGCGACUCCCCGGAGGAGAAGGACUGGGGUGGCCGGACUCUGUGCCUGGCGGACUCCGGAGAGGCCUGGGACGGGCGGCUGUUCCACUCGCUGACGCUCCUGAAGGAUGGCUGGGCCCUCGUUCUCGGGGGGCGGAAGUCCCCAGCGUCCCCCGCCCUGGACGCCUGUCGCCUGGGCAUUUCGGGAAGCCCUGACGAGGGGCCCGUCGCCGCCGAGCUCUCCCGGCUGCCGCCCAUCGAGGGCUUGGCCUCACCAAUGCGCUGGAGGCAUUCGGCCACUGAGGUCGAGCAUCAAGGAGAGGCCUACCUCUUUGUCUACGGCGGGUGCAGCUCCGGGCAGCGCGUUCGGGACGAUGGGUGCUUCCUCCACCUGGAACAGAUGCAGUGCCUUGAGGUUCCUGUGGAGGGUCCUGUCCCGCCCGGCCGUCACUCGCACGGCGCCUGUGCUUGGGAGGGAGGGGUGCUCAUGGCCGGAGGACUGGGGGCCGCCGAACAGCCGCUGGGCUCCGUCCUGUUCCUGAGACCCAUCGAGGGGGGAUUCCGGUGGCAGACGCUGGAGACCUUUCCUCCGCUCAUUCCCAGGUACUCCCAUACGGCCCAUGUGCACCGGGGAAAACUGCUGCUGGUGGGGGGCGUCUGGCUCCACGCCCCUUCCGUGCCUGGUGUUGCGGUGGUGGACCUGGCCACAGGGCAGGCGGCGGAGUACAGCAUUGACACGGCGCCUCUCGAGUGGCCCCUGAUGCUCCACGGACACAGCAGUGUCUUCUUGCCCGAGGAGGAGGCCGCGCUGGUCCUGGGCGGAGGCAGCAACUGCUUCUCUUUCGGCAGCCAUCUCAACCGGCAUCCAGUCCGCCUGUCCCUGGGCUUCCUCUGGGGCGCGUGAUGAGAAUGUGUCCUCCUUGGGUGCCUUCCGUGAGCCCUGGCUUCUGGAAGCAUCUCUGAAGCCCUUGGCGAGAGAUGGGCUGGGUUCGCGAAGGCGGUCUGCUGGGUCCCUUGAGUGAGCCCUCACCCAGAAAUGUCCGGCAGCACCAAUGCGCAUGUGUUGCUUGCUAUCCCUGGACAGAACUUGUUUGGCCUUGCUCAGGCCUCGGUCACCCUGGGUGUCAUGAAUAUUUUGUAAACAAAGGUUCUUUUUAUUGCAGUUUCAGUGUGAGAGGGUAUAUCAGAACUUGUACACUUUUACAUUAAAAAAGGCAAAGAA